Messenger RNA from Miniopterus natalensis, 576 nucleotides. It is a transcript of the gene TEX46, whose product is annotated as testis expressed 46. Lineage: Eukaryota; Metazoa; Chordata; Mammalia; Chiroptera; Miniopteridae. The record is from RefSeq and is a predicted model, not a curated record.
AUGCUGGAAGAACUAAUGUCUCUUUUUACGAAUAUCUACGAGAUACUUGAUUCCUCAGGCACCAUGGGAGCAUUGGUGGCUUGGCUGAUCAGCUAUAAGCCAGUCUUGUUUGGGUUCCUAUUCCUUCUGCUACUGCUUAGCAACUGGCUGGUCAAGUAUGAAUUUAAACCCACCUCCCAGGAUCCCAAGCAGGACAAGAUCCUUGAAAGACUUAUGUUCAGUGAAAUGAAGCUGAAGGUCCUAGAAAAUCAGAUGUUCGUCGUAUGGAAUAAAAUGAAUCACUACAGGAGGUCGAGCUGUCAGCGGCUCCCCGUGGGGAAGCACAGGCUGAGGAGGCAGGAGUCCAUCGUCUCCACCUUCACCGAGUGCACCUCCAACUCCCCCUGAGGGCAGACGGGUGGGCCGGCCUCCUCUGGCGGUACCUUUCCUCAGUAAAACCGUCAGAGACUGUGGGAUUUUCUUAGUAAAUCACACUGCAGAGGAUGCCUGGAGGCUGCAAGGUCACCUCUGGGAAAGAAAUCUAUUCACCAGGUGAGCCAGACAGCACCCUAGGACACAACCUGCCAGCUUGGGUGC